AUGUCGAACGGUAGCUUCCGUUUAGAGUCCUUCCAGCUUUGGAAGCCUUCUCAGGAAAAAGCACAGGCUCUGCAGGAUUCUCUGGAUACUUGUCGUUAUCCAAGCCCAGUCUCGAUCACCACUACCUCGUCUCCCUCCGGUUCUCGCGACCCAGUCUCAACAAACCCCAAUAUUCAUUCUUAUAACCAUAAACGACACCCUUUGCCUCCACGACCGCUAGUGGAGGUUUGCAUGAAUAACGGCCUACAACAUGAGAUAAACACGCAGCCCCAACUUACUGUGGAGGAUCAGGCGUUGGACUUUCGGGACACUCCCGCACCGCAGGUUUCAUUAAACCUUCCAGAAAUUGACCAUGUAAUGGUCUGUGAUAAUCUGGGUGAAGUCUCUGAGCAAUCACUUGGCGUUGAGUCAGACCAAUCGGGCGUUUCAGGGCUCCCUUGCACUACCAGCCAGCACUCUCAUGCUGGAAACACUGGAAGUCCUGUUCUAAGUGGCGAGUGUCCUGGUACAGUAAUUGAUCCGCAAAUCUUGGACGACUUUCAUUCCCGAGACAGUGUGCAGACAUCCGCAGACGAAGACAUUUCUGAAGUUAUGUCCCCUUCUCGUUCGUCGGAUGCAUCUACUCAUAGCCAGUCCGUGCGUCUAAAUCCGCAGAAGGUGAUGAAACCAGGGCGACCGCAGCCUGGAAGAAAUAAUCUUUCCGUUGUUGUGGACAAUCGUCACAGGAAUCGAAUUGGCGGGAAUCCCCGGGCAGAUAGCCCUGUUCCAAUACCAUCUUCUCGUCUGCAGGAUCAAUUCUCUUCACUCCCGGUCGAAGCGAAACUCGAGUUCUUGUCCUGGCUAUUUCAGGGUGCUAUAUCUCAAUGCAGCUACACUGCAUCGAUCGCGAACUGCGCUUCGGCAUCAGGAUUGAUCCCGGAAGACGAAGGAACUUCAACUCUACCAUCCACGGAAUUGUUCCCAGAUAUAAAUGUGGUCGAGCAUUCAGCAUCCUCAAGGAAAGGACUAAAUUACUCUGCGGAAGAGGAUAAACUUCUCAUCAAGCUUCGGAAGGAACAAGCUCUUUCCUGGUCAGAAGUGACUAGGAGAUUCAGUCAGAUAUUCCCUGGGAGAAAGCAAGGGUCUCUACAAGUGCACUGGAAUACAAAGAUCGAGAAAAAACAAUAA
Messenger RNA from Penicillium malachiteum, 1167 nucleotides. RefSeq lists its product as uncharacterized. NCBI's taxonomy places the organism in Eukaryota, Fungi, Ascomycota, Eurotiomycetes, Eurotiales, Aspergillaceae. The record is from RefSeq and is a predicted model, not a curated record. The transcript has a single exon. The coding region runs from base 1 to 1167 and encodes 388 amino acids.